AUGAUUUUUAGAAUAUCAGCAGGUGAUUUCUCAACAGACAACUAUAGAGAUUAAUCACAAUACUUAGUGAUAUUGACAUGGCUUGUCUGGAUAAUUGCAGUAUUAACUCUAAAUAUAGUGUUCAUGAAUUUUAUAAUUGCAGUUAUCUCAGAGUCAUACGAAAGAGUUAUGCAAAAACUUGUGGCUGAAACUUAUAGAGUGAAGGCUAAUAUGAUUGUUGAAAGAGAACAGCUUUUUUCAGAGACUGAACUUAAGAAAGAAGAAUUAUUCCCUCAAUAUAUUUUAAUCAGAAAAUAAAUCAGCAAUGAAUCUAAUGAUGCUGGAGAAUGGCAAGGAUUUAUCAAAGAUCUAAAAUAUACAAUUAGAACUACAGUAACAAAAUCCAAAGGAGAUAUUAUUCAAAAUAUGCAUACAUCAUUGGGAAAAAUUGAUGAGGGAAUCUAAUAAAAUUAAAAGCUAAUUGAUUUAAAUGAAAAUCUGGGGGACCAAAUUAAUAAAAUAAAAUAAUAACUUGAUUAAAAUUCAGAGAAUAGCAAACAAGUCAGCUUGCUUUUUAAAGAUGACUUUACAAGAAAUAAUCAAUAAAUCUAAGAAAAAAUUGAAUCAUAGUUGGGAGAAAAAGGAUAUAUAAUUUCAAGGAUUAAUUCAAUUGAAAUUACAUAGGAAAGAUUUAGUUCUAAAGUAGAAAAACUUUAGGAAGAUAUGGAUUUCAUUAAAUCAACUUUAGCUUAGUUGCUUCAGAAAUAAACCCAGUGA
Messenger RNA from Stylonychia lemnae, 756 nucleotides. NCBI's taxonomy places the organism in Eukaryota, Ciliophora, Spirotrichea, Sporadotrichida, Oxytrichidae. The record is from the annotation of a GenBank genome assembly.